GGAGGCCGAGAGGGCAGUCAGCACCUCCAUGUGUUCACACUCUCCACACAUCUCCAUCACAUGGACGGACACAGGGACACACGUUUUUUAGAAACGCUCCUCAUUAACUUCAGAGCUGCAGCAUGUCAGCACGAACACACCGAUUAUCUCACCCUGCCAUCUCUCCUCUGCGGUCCCCUCGCUCAUGAAGUCAAACUGUGUUUGACGCUCUCAGUGCAGGAUGGAGGCUGUGGCUCUAUUCUCUUUCGCAGCAUCAGAGGCAGAUGAGAUCAGUUUCCAGAAGGGAGACAUCGUCAAGGUGAUAGAAAUGGAGGAGGACUCUUGCUGGUUCACUGCUGAGAUGGAGGGAAAGCGCGGAUUUGUUCCUGAGAACUACAUCUCCCUUCGUCCUCAUCCCUGGUUUGCAGGAGCGAUAUCAAGACUGGAGGGUGAAAAGCGUCUCUGCUGGCAGGAAACCGGAGUGUUUCUGGUGAGGGAGAGUGAAUCAGCUCCAGGGGAGUUUUCUCUCUCCGUUAGCUACGGUGACAGGGUGGAGCACUUCAGGGUUCUGGAGGGGGGUGGUCAGUACUACAUCUGGGAUAAGGCCUUCUGCUCCCUGAACCGCCUGGUGGAAUUCUACAGAGCGCACAGCAUUGCUGUGGAGAAAGUGGUCCGCCUCAGGGAUUUCCCAUCAUCCCCUAACCAACACUCCCAUCCUGGACGGAACCCAUACCCUAACCCGUAUAAAAGCAGCUCCAUAGAGUCGAUCCCCUCAGCCCACCUCCACUCUAACCCCCCUCUGAGAGAGCGACAGGCCUCUGCACAUUCACUGAAACCUGUUUUAGAGAGGCCUCGGGUGGCCCGUGCUCUGUGUGACUACACCCCCUCUCAGACUACCCACCUCCACUUCCAGCGCAAUGAAAUCAUCGACCUCCUAGACUGUUCAAGCACCCUAAGCUGGAGGGGGCGCUGUCGGGGCCGUGUUGGCAUCUUUCCACCAGAGUUUGUCCAGCCACUUCACCAUUAACUACAGAUGCUCAGUACAUUGACUAAGUUUUUGAGGCUUCUCAGCCAGGACCAGAGGCUGUUCUUGCAUGAAGGGCACCCAGGGCAGCCCUUUCCCCUAUUAAUCAAAACGCAGAAAAUCAUUAAAACUGUAGGGCAAGAAGAAAUGGGUUGCAUUUCAAAUAGUCUCCCUUUUGACAGCAGCAUGUAAAUAACAACUUGUCCGAAAGACCUGGUGUUAAUGUGCCUCCCUUUCCUGAUGCAGCCCUGGGUCGCUGCCCAUAUGGCUCGGAUGAAAAACCGCACUGGUGUAAUUGUAUGCAGCUGUCAGAUGUUACCCCUGCAUUUCUGCCUUUUCUCUGGGUGUAAUUGAAUAUUUUGAAAUUGAUAUGUAAACAGUGAUCCAAUAUAUUCAACACUUAUUGAUCCCCUGGUGAAGAUGUGUAAAUAGCUUAAUGAUGGACAUUUUCAGAAAACGUUGUUUUACGUCUAGUAAACAACAAGGUGCCAAUUAUUACAGCAGUUUGUCUUGUCCACCGUUUUAUAAGGUUGUCAUUGAGUAUUCUCUUGUUUAUUUUAUGAUGUUAAUCACAAGAAUCCCUGCAAUAAAUACAAAUAUAUCUCUCAGCAC
Molecule: messenger RNA, 1615 nt
Organism: Cyprinodon tularosa
Lineage: Eukaryota; Metazoa; Chordata; Actinopteri; Cyprinodontiformes; Cyprinodontidae
Product: GRB2-related adapter protein-like
Exons: 5
Coding region: 221-1006 (261 amino acids)
Molecular function (GO): protein binding
Source: RefSeq, a predicted model, not a curated record